Clarias gariepinus (North African catfish) is the source of this 1632-nucleotide messenger RNA. It is a transcript of the gene ywhaz, whose product is annotated as tyrosine 3-monooxygenase/tryptophan 5-monooxygenase activation protein, zeta polypeptide. Gene Ontology annotation, biological process: signal transduction. NCBI's taxonomy places the organism in Eukaryota, Metazoa, Chordata, Actinopteri, Siluriformes, Clariidae. The transcript has 6 exons. The record is from RefSeq and is a predicted model, not a curated record. Gene Ontology annotation, cellular component: cytoplasm. Bases 115 to 849 code for a protein of 244 amino acids.
UCCAGGGAAGCUGUGAGUGGGUGGGAGACCCCGUGGAUGCGUCCGGGAAGAGCGCGCGGAUUGUGAGUGUGAGCUGUGCAGCAGGAAGAUCACCGGCCUGAGAAAGCGAUCAUCAUGAAUAAGGGCGAGCUUGUGCAGAAGGCCAAACUGGCCGAGCAGGCCGAGCGUUACGACGACAUGGCUACCGUGAUGAAGCUGGUGACGGAGAAGGGAGAGGAGCUGACAGACGAGGAGAGGAACCUGCUCUCGGUGGCGUACAAGAACGUGGUUGGGGCAUGCCGCUCGGCGUGGAGGGUGGUCUCCAGCAUCGAGUCGAAGAUGAAGACGGAGGCCAGCGAUAAGGAGCCGAUCGCCAAAGAGUACCGGGAGAAGAUCGAGUCCGAGUUGCAGUCCAUCUGCAACGACGUGCUGCAUCUCCUGGACAAGUUCCUAAUCCGGACCUCGUCCCCCGCCGAGAGUCAGGUGUUCUACCUGAAGAUGAAAGGAGAUUAUUAUCGCUACCUGGCUGAGGUCGCCACGGGAGAUACCAAAACCAGCAUCGUCGAGAAGUCCAAGGAGGCGUAUCAGGCCGCUUUCGACAUCAGCACAAAGAACAUGCAGCCCACUCACCCCAUCCGACUCGGCCUGGCGCUCAACUUCUCCGUCUUUUACUACGAGAUCAUGGGCUCGCGUGAGCAGGCCUGCGAACUCGCCAAGAAGGCAUUUGAUGACGCGAUCGCUGAGCUUGACCAGCUGACGGAGGAUUCAUACAAAGACAGCACACUGAUCAUGCAGCUUCUCCGAGACAACCUGACACUGUGGACUUCAGACACUCAGGAGGAGACGGAGGAGGGACGGGAAAACAACUAAAGAGCAAGCAGACGAGCAAAAGAAAAGCAAAGCAAAAAAAAAAAAACGCUGAGAGCCUAAAACACACACUCUGCUCCUCCGCACCAGCCUCUCCUGUUUGUGUGUAUAUAUGUGUGUGCACAUGUUUGUGUGUGUGCGUGCGAGUGUGUGUUGAGAAGGGUGCGGUUGAUGUAGAGUUUUGAUUAUUCCUUGGGGCACAAACUAGAGGGAGGUAUCAUUUUUAUUAAACUGGACGUGUGUGUGCGUGCGCGCUUUAUACCUACAUGUAAAUGUUUGUGUGUGUGAGAGAGAAAGUUUGCCUUGAUGUGAGAUGAAACUGAAUCCCUGACUCCAGUCUGUACUGAUGUAACGAUGUUAAACCCCUGAAUCAUGAGAACUGCUGAACUUUGUAUCGGUUUGUGAUAAUACCUGGUGUGUGUGUGAGUGAGUGAUGUGUGGAGGAGAAACUUGUCGCUUUAUCACAUGAGAACCGUUUAAUCACACACCAGCUUUUUAAAUAUCUACAUUCGAUUUCUACUUGAAUUUGAAAACACUCCCAUGUUGUGUUUAGCGUGUGUGAAGUCACACACUCCUUAAAGUUGUUCUCUAUGUGCUACUGUUAGGAGUUUCUUUGCACUGUCGUUUUCUAUCUGUCUGUCUGUCUCAGGUCAGUUAAUCAGGGUUAAUGAACAUCUCCUGCAUUAGUUACAGUGUGUGUGUGUGUCAGUGUGUUAGCGUCGUUGUCAGCGUUAAUAAUGUGGGAACUGUUCAUUUCAGCCAAAUAAAGAAAAUCACAAACCAAAA